AUGACACAAACUGGCGGCUUGCUGGUGCAAUAUGACUAUCCCCAGCGACCAGCAUUCCGCUCGCUGCGCCGCUGGCGUCGACCGAUCAGCACGAUGAUUUUGAUUGCACUUGUGGUAUUGAUUCACGUUGGACCAUCCAGCAAGAUUCUCCCUGCAUCGACAACUCCCAGGAAGGACUUCCUGGAGGGCCUACACCAAUGUCAUGAGGUGCGAAACCGCACACAGAGAGAUCGCACAGCGUCGACAGACAGACACAAUCCUCGAUGGAACCCAAUUUCUGGGCAAAAGCAAGCCAUCAUCAUCCAGAACGCGACUUUGUUCGAUGGAGAUUCCACCCACGAUGGGUUGGUUGAUAUCAUUUUGGACGCGGGUGUGAUCCGGUCUGUACUUCCCACCCAGUUAAACAACCCGGUGCCCGAUAAUGCCCGCGUCAUUAAUGUACAGGGGCGUUUUAUCACACCCGGGCUAGUCGAUAUGCACUCCCAUCAUCUCUUGCUUCCAUUUCCGAAACUCCCGUCCACCAGUGACGUGAAUGAGCGCCCACUCCUGGGGCCAAUCACUCCGUUCGUGCGUGCUCUUGACGGCUUCAAGCCGUACGACCCGGCGAUCAAGAUUAUCGCAUCGGGCGGCGUCACGUCAUCUCUGGUUCUACCGGGCUCAGCAAAUAUUGUCGGCGGCGAAGCCUAUCUCGUCAAGAAUUUACCGCGCCCGGGUCCGCACGGGGAACCCGUUGUGGAAGAGUUGUUGCUGGAAGAUGGCCGUCCAGAAAGCGAUCGGCAGAGAUACCUCAAGAUGGCCUGUGGGGAGAAUCCGAAAGGUGUUUAUGGCAAUACCAGACUAGGCUUGGCGUGGCUAUUGCGCGAGCAGCUUGAGAAAGCACGACAACUUCUUGAUCGCCAGUCCGCCUGGUGCGACGCUGCAUUCGCAAUUGAAGAGACACCAUUCGCUCAGAGUCACCGUAUUUCGAGCUUCCUGGAGAAAGAAGGAAAGCGACCCGAAUCGCUUGAAUUCGAGACGCUCCUGGCACUCCUGAGAGGCGAGCUUAAUGUCAACGUGCACUGUUAUGAGCCGGAGGACUUUGAGCGGAUGGCCGCGGUCUUGCAUGAAUUCGGUGUUCAUCCUCAGGCUUUCCACCAUGCACUUGAGGCAUGGCAAGUACCGGAACUUCUGAAGAAUUUAGAAGAGAAUAUUACGAUCGCCACGUUUGCCGAGAACGCGCUUUUCAAAGCAGAGGCCUACGGUGCGAAUCUGAGAGGUCCGAAGAUUCUGGAUGACCAUGGAGUCAAGGUUGCUCUAAAAUCAGACCACACUGGAGAAUGGAACUAUGCCAAAGAUCUGAUUCACCAGGCGUCCGUUGCUCAUUCGUUCGGUCUGUCGGAAGAAAAAUCGCUUCAAUCGGUGACAUCAGUGCCUGCUCGGUCAAUCCAGCAAGACCACCGUAUUGGGUAUGUUCGCCCUGGGUACGAUGCCGAUCUCGUCAUCUGGGAUGAUCAUCCGCUUCAAGUUGGUGCGACUCCCAUUGAAGUAUUCAUUGACGGGCGCGCUCUUUUGGAACAUGAUGGCCUAGGCGAAUUAGCUGAGAGGACCCUUGGCUUGACUCAUCAAGCACCGGCAGUGCGACCAUUGGUUUCAGACACCCAAAGAGAUGACACUUGUGCGAAAGCCCAGAGACCUAAUGCAAGAGUACUCUUCACUGGAAUCAAGAGAGCGCUAGUUGACAUUCCAGACCGUCUUGAUCACCCAGAAGAUCUUGUUCUUUUGGUUGAUAAUGACAAGGUUGCAUGUUUCAAUAAGAAGUCAGCAUGUGUCGCUCAUUACAAGGAGGAUGAGGUCGCUCGCAUUGAAUUAAACAAUGGCUAUGUAACACCAGGGCUUGUGGCCUUUGCAAACAAUCUCGGAAUUCAGGCCAUUCCGCCUGAGAGUUCUACCGGGGACGGAACGGUCAAAAGCCAAGAUCUACUCAACGAACAGAAGAGCGUCCAUUUCGCAAAAUACGGUGUUCACCUCCACGGCAAAGCAUUUACUAGAGCUCGAAUCGGUGGCGUUACAAAGGCAGUCACGCCGCCACACGGUACUGGUAUCCUUCAAGGUGUUAGUGUGGGGGUGCGGACAAGUGAAACAGCUACCAUCUUGGAGGGAGGCAUAUGGAAAGACAACGUUGCCCUUCACUUGGCAAUUGGUCAAUCUGCCAAGGACGACAGCACUCCAACUAUCUCUUCUGAGAUUGAGCGUCUCCGCCAGAUAUUGGCAAAGGGUCAGGACGAUGGUACUUAUAGCUCGGGCAUCUAUGCACAAGCUGCGAAUGGCUCACUUCCAGUGGUCGUUAGAGUGUUCAAUGAGGACGAUAUUGCUCAACUGAUACUGAUUAAGCGUGACUUUAGCUCAGUCAAACUGGUAAUCCACGGUGGUCAUGGAGCUGCUCUAAUUGCCAAACCACUAGCAGAGGCAGGAAUACCGGUCAUUCUCAGCGGUAACCACGGCGCCCCCGACAAUUGGGAGAAGAAGAACGUCCUAGUAGGACCGCCACUCAGUGAAAGCCCCGCUAAGAUCUUGGUAGAGGCCGGCGUUCAGCUGGGUCUAGCAGUAAGCAGCGACUCAUCUAUUCAUGGCUUGGCACGAGAAGCUCGAUGGGCUGGUAAAUAUGCCGGUCUGAGCGACGAAGAAGCUAUUGCCCUUGUGUCGACCAAUAUUGAAGAUAUCUUGGGGGUUCGAGAGAGGAACACGGGAGGAUCUCAGGCCUAUGGAGAUCUUGUUGUAUGGGAGGGUGACCCUCUGAGAGGAGAAGGCUCUGUUGUUCUUUCGAUUCAGGAAGAUGGAAGAAUUGCGGAUUGUUGGCCUGACACUGUCGAUGCUAUUUUGUGAGGCUGAGAUACGAGAUCAGGGUCGAUAGAUUGAGCAUCGUGAAGGAAAUUUGGGACAAGGCAGGGAGAGG
Molecule: messenger RNA, 2932 nt
Organism: Aspergillus steynii IBT 23096
Lineage: Eukaryota; Fungi; Ascomycota; Eurotiomycetes; Eurotiales; Aspergillaceae
Exons: 8
Coding region: 1-2862 (953 amino acids)
Biological process (GO): purine nucleobase catabolic process
Cellular component (GO): cytoplasm
Molecular function (GO): allantoinase activity
Source: RefSeq, a predicted model, not a curated record